Messenger RNA from Penicillium egyptiacum, 321 nucleotides. The record is from the annotation of a GenBank genome assembly. Lineage: Eukaryota; Fungi; Ascomycota; Eurotiomycetes; Eurotiales; Aspergillaceae.
AUGGUCAAGACUAAGAAGUCCGGUGACACCCUCUCCUCGCGCCUUGCGCUUGUGAUGAAGUCUGGCAAGGUUACCAUGGGUACCAAGUCCACCAUGAAGACUCUCCGCUCUGGCAAGGCCAAGCUCGUCCUCAUCUCCGGCAACUGCCCUCCUCUGCGCAAGUCUGAGCUUGAGUACUACGCCAUGCUCGCCAAGACCCCCGUUCACCACUUCAACGGCAACAACAUUGAGCUCGGUACCGCUUGCGGUAAGCUCUUCCGCUGCUCCGCCAUGGCUAUCCUCGAUGCCGGUGACUCCGACAUCCUGAGCCGUGAGGCUUAA